Molecule: messenger RNA, 1335 nt
Organism: Iphiclides podalirius (scarce swallowtail)
Lineage: Eukaryota; Metazoa; Arthropoda; Insecta; Lepidoptera; Papilionidae
Source: the annotation of a GenBank genome assembly
AUGGAGGGCGCGGAAGGCGAUCUGUUCGAAUGGGAGGCGUUGUAUUUGCGGCUCCCAGCGCAGAAUGUGACUUGGAAUGCCACUGAUUGGGUGCCUGACAGCUGGAACGUGACAGCGCCUAACGCCACCUGGUGGGACGCCUCCGCGCCCUUCGAUUCACCCGCCGCCUUACUCCGUGCGGCAAUCAAGGCCGUCUUCCUUGGAUUAUUAAUUUUAGCAACGGUAAUCGGUAACGUAUUCGUCAUAGCAGCUAUCCUUCUGGAGAGACAUCUGCGAAGCGCAGCAAACCAAUUAAUUUUAUCGCUAGCGGUAGCGGACCUGUUGGUGGCAUGUCUCGUAAUGCCUUUGGGUGCAGUGUACGAAGUGGCACAACGUUGGACCCUAGGCCCAGAGCUCUGCGAUAUGUGGACAUCAGGAGAUGUGCUCUGCUGCACUGCUUCUAUCCUUCAUCUCGUAGCGAUUGCUCUAGAUAGAUAUUGGGCCGUUACUAAUAUUGACUACAUCCAUGCCCGAACGGUCCGACGCGUGGGCUUGAUGAUAGCAUGUGUCUGGAUUGCGAGCUUUCUCGUAUGCAUUGCACCGUUAUUGGGAUGGAAAGAUCCUGACUGGAAUCGACGCGUAUCCGAAGACUUGCGGUGUGUAGUGAGUCAAGACGUAGGUUAUCAGAUAUUCGCAACGGCAUCGUCAUUCUAUGUACCGGUACUUGUUGUUUUAAUUCUGUAUUGGAGGAUAUAUCAGACUGCAAGGAAAAGAAUACGCCGACGUCGUGGUGCUACGGCACGUGGUGGGGUCGGACCUCCGCCGGUUCCGGCCGGUGGGGCUUUGGUGGCAGCUGGUGGUAGUGGUGGCAUCGCGGCAGCGGUAGUUGCUGUAAUCGGGCGACCGCUACCAACAAUAUCGGAGACGACAACCACUGGUUUUACAAAUGUCUCUUCUAACAAUACAAGUCCGGAGAAGCAAUCUUGCGCAAACGGUUUAGAGGCGGACCCACCCACGACCGGUUACGGAGCUGUUGCCGCCGCCUAUUACCCAAGUUUGGUGCGCCGAAAACCAAAGGAGGCCGUUGAUUCGAAACGCGAACGGAAAGCAGCGAAGACAUUGGCAAUAAUCACCGGAGCAUUUGUAGCCUGUUGGCUCCCGUUUUUCGUACUAGCUAUUUUGGUUCCCACGUGUGAUUGUGAGGUUAGUCCGGUGUUGACAUCUUUGUCUUUGUGGCUGGGCUAUUUUAAUUCGACUUUGAACCCAGUGAUAUAUACAGUCUUUAGCCCUGAGUUCAGGCACGCGUUCCAGCGGCUGCUAUGCGGCCGCCGUACGCGUCGCCGCCGCCCACCCCCC